GUUAGUUAAAGACGUUGAAAAUCUAGCUACUACUGCAACAUCUAUGAAGAAAAGCGCUGCGAAAGUGUACGCUGUGGUCAAACACAUGCGUAAAAUUACGCCCAAAUGUAUUAAAUUACAAUACAACAUGGAAGACAAAGAGGACUUAUUCCGAUAUGUACACAGAUGUAUAAAUUUCAUCGGUGAACUACAAAAAGGUAUAUUUGAUAAAACACUAAUUGAAAUUCAUAAAAUGGAAAUGGAAGCACAAAUAAUUUGUGAUAAAAUAGCAGAAAUUAAAAUUCCUGGAGCUAAUCCAAGGAUUCGGACAAAUGAUUCGGACGCUUCUACAAGUGGUGAUAACAAGGAUGAGAUCGUCGACGUCGACUGAAUACGGCGCUAUGAUGUAGUAGUAGUUGUAGACUAGUGGCUGAAAUGCAAACUUGCAUUUUUUAAGAUCGUAGAAAAAAUAUCUGCGAGGAUUCUAGAGCGCAAUCGAGAGUUAAUAUCAAUUUUGUAACUUAUCUAUAAGCAAUAUAUAUAUAUAUUUAGGCGGCAGAAAGUGAGUAAAUGUAAGAUGAUUU
Molecule: messenger RNA, 563 nt
Organism: Temnothorax curvispinosus
Lineage: Eukaryota; Metazoa; Arthropoda; Insecta; Hymenoptera; Formicidae
Exons: 2
Coding region: 44-370 (108 amino acids)
Source: RefSeq, a predicted model, not a curated record